This is a messenger RNA of Engraulis encrasicolus (European anchovy), 2230 nucleotides long. RefSeq names its product tropomyosin 4a (gene tpm4a). Gene Ontology annotation, cellular component: actin filament. Gene Ontology annotation, molecular function: actin filament binding. Gene Ontology annotation, biological process: actin filament organization; muscle contraction. The record is from RefSeq and is a predicted model, not a curated record. The transcript is spliced from 9 exons. The coding region runs from base 367 to 1221 and encodes 284 amino acids. NCBI's taxonomy places the organism in Eukaryota, Metazoa, Chordata, Actinopteri, Clupeiformes, Engraulidae.
AAAGGAGGGGUAGACGUCUGAGAAGCUAGCUGGAGAGGGAGUGUGGUUGGUUGUGUGUGUGUGCCUCCUCAGAGCUCUGGUUCGGCUGCUCCUUCGCUCCACGUCUCUCUUCUUCUUCUUCUUCUUCUCUCAGGCUGGUUUACUGUGCCGUACUGUGCCCCUCUGGAUCUCUCUGCUGUGGCAUCAAACUGAGGAGAGACGCCAAGACCAAGCACCCGACCUGUCACUGUCUGUCUGUCUGUCUGUCUAGCUGUCUGCCUGUUUAAAUCAGUCUAGCUGUCCGUCUAGCCAGUCUCACUUUUGAGCUUUUUAGUUCCAUUUUCUUGUGUUGUAAAAGUAAGACAAAGACAACCUCAAGCCGUCACCAUGGAGGCCAUCAAGAAGAAGAUGCAGAUGCUGAAGCUGGACAAGGAGAACGCCAUCGACCGUGCCGAGCAGGCAGAGACCGAACAGAAAGCAGCCGAGGACAAGUGCAAACAGCUGGAAGAUGAACUGAUGAGUCUGCAGAAGAAGCUGAAGGGAACGGAAGAUGAACUGGACAAAUACUCUGAAGCCCUCAAGGACGCCCAGGAGAAACUGGAACUAUCAGAGACCAAAGCAACAGAUGCUGAGGGAGACGUGGCGGCCCUGAACCGGCGUAUCCAGCUGGUUGAGGAGGAGCUGGACAGGGCUCAGGAGAGACUGGGCACCGCGCUGCAGAAACUGGAGGAGGCAGAGAAGGCAGCCGACGAGAGCGAAAGAGGCAUGAAGGUGAUUGAGAACCGGGCCAUGAAGGACGAGGAGAAGAUGGAGAUCCAGGAGAUGCAGCUGAAGGAGGCCAAGCACAUCGCAGAGGAAGCUGACAGGAAGUACGAGGAGGUGGCCCGUAAGCUGGUUAUCCUGGAAGGAGAGCUGGAGCGAGCGGAGGAGAGAGCUGAGGUCUCGGAAAUUAAAGCCAGUGACUUAGAGGAAGAGUUAAAAAAUGUGACCAACAAUCUGAAAUCACUGGAGGCACAGGCGGAGAAGUACUCUGAAAAGGAAGACAAGUAUGAGGAAGAGAUAAAGGUUCUCAGCGAUAAGCUGAAAGAGGCUGAGACCCGUGCCGAGUUUGCAGAGAGGACAGUGGCCAAAUUGGAAAAGUCUAUUGAUGAUCUGGAAGAAAAAGUAACAAGUGCCAAAGAAGAGAAUAUGGAGAUGCACCAGGUGCUGGACCAAACGCUGCAGGAGCUCAACAGCUUAUAAGGUGGAGGAGAGAGGAAGAAGACAAGAAGAAGAGGAAGAAGAGAAGAGGAGGAGGAGGAGGAGGAAGAGAAGAGACGGCGUUACACAUUCCAUGAAUUUCACACCUCGUUUUUCCAUUCCCAUUUCAGACGAAAAAAGAAAAGAAAAAGAAACCGUAGCAUACCUUUUUUUGAUAGGAGAUCAGCUACAUUGUUGUUAACACAGAUUGUAUUAUUCUGGAAAUGUCCUGAUGCCUUGAUACAAAGCAACUAUAUACAUUCCACAUUUAUGAUGUUACAACAAUGUUUACAUGUAUUUUUUAAAACUAUUUUAUUUUGUUUACAGUCCAGCAAUCACCAAAAAAAAAAUCACCUUUGUGCCGCCUUUGUGAAGCUGUGUCCUGUUGCUGUAGCAAUCACUUUAUGUAGAAUGUGCUAAAUUAUUAGUGGUAAUGCUGCAGGCCUAGAAACGAGGGACAAAACAAAACAUAGAUCAGCUGCGCCACCUGCUGGUAGUGUAUUAUAAGACACAGUGUGGUAGUUCCAAAGGCAGGACAUUGCACAGCGAUAGGGAUCUAGGCCUAUGUAAAACCAAUGCCACAGAGCAAGUUUGAAUACAGUUUUGCAUGCUUUCACAAUGGCUUUCAGUUUAUGGUGGCUAUUUCUGACAUUUGUUAUCCAUUCACGACAUGGGUGAAUAGGACAAGUGGACAGCAGCAGUAUGGAUAUCCUAGUUUAUUGAAGGUAUGCAUCAUUAGAGGAAGGGAGAGCCCACUGCCAUUAUUUUAUAUAGAGUAAAACCCCUCCUCUAAUAAUUGAUUACCUCUGAGUUCAUUUAACCUUUAGGCCUUUCCAGACGGUGAGAAUGCAGAAUUAGUGCAGACUCUUCCUCUUUGUCACACAAGGUGAUAGUGUGUGUUCCUCCAUGGUUAUGGGAAAGCCUAAUAAUUGUGCAGAUGUUCUGUAUGGGUCCAAAGUUUCGGUAACACAACUAUGGAAUAAACACAUCCAUUGAAUAAUUAUUUCCACAA